Molecule: messenger RNA, 1231 nt
Organism: Platichthys flesus (European flounder)
Lineage: Eukaryota; Metazoa; Chordata; Actinopteri; Pleuronectiformes; Pleuronectidae
Gene: lysmd1
Product: LysM, putative peptidoglycan-binding, domain containing 1
Exons: 3
Coding region: 1-642 (213 amino acids)
Source: RefSeq, a predicted model, not a curated record
AUGUCCGGGCAACACACGCCUCCUGCGGCCGACGGCAGCGGGCUGCUCACCGGCGGCCGCAGCCGGUCGUACGGGAGCCUGGUCCGGUCCCCGGUGCCUCAGAGGCGGAUCCAGCACGAGCUGCAGCCCGGGGAGACGCUUCCGGGCCUGGCGCUGAGAUACGGAGUCUCCAUGGAGCAAAUCAAACGAGCAAACAGACUCUACACCAACGACUCCAUCUUCCUGAAGAAGUCCCUCUCCAUCCCCGUGCUCUCGGACUCGGCUGCAGACGAUGCCGGCUGUGCUCAGAACGGACAACCGGGCAGCGCCUCUGGGAAUCAAACCUGUGACGGCAGAGACGGGGCGGCAGAUCUGACUCCAGAUCUGACUCCAGAGGGUUUCUUGAAGAGGUUGGAUGAGUUGAUUCACCAGUCGAAGGAAGCUGCAGUCAAAGGACAUCAGGACGCAGAGGAAAGAGUCGCCGCCCUGGAAGCAGCUUGCAGCAGCGGGACAGCCGACUGGCGGCGUCUCACGAGGUCACAGAGCGUCAGCACCCCCCACGCAGCGCAGCAGCAGGAGGUGGCGUUCAGGGCCACGCCCCUCACCGUCACCAGGCUCACAAAGACACUCAGAGACAGAGAGGACGACAUCUUCCAGCUGUGAACACGUGACGCUGGGACCAUGCAUUACAGAUAGAGGUUACUUAAUCUCAUUAUGAGGUUUUAUACUGACCUUUAAAUGGAGAGUCUUUCUAAAUGAAUAAUGCACCUUUGGUAUUUGUAUUUAUUUGUUGAAAUGCAAGGUAUGAGUAUUGUCCUAUAGCUGUGGGGGGUUUUACUUUGAGAGAUGGUUCCCACAAGUGUGUGAAAUGUAAAACAUGAGGAUUUACAGUCACAUGUGGGAUCAGUCAUAUGAUCGUUCAUAUGGUCCAGUCGGCACGUGAUCCUGUGUCACGCUACCUCACGGCUUGAAAAUGCAAAAAAUGUCUUCCAACAGAAAAGUUAACGCCAUGAUGUGUGAUAUGUAAAGUUUACACAGUUCGUCAGGUUCACUGUAAAACACAGAUUUUACCAGAAAUGUGUUUUUUCCUCAAUAAGUCAAACUACACUGAAGCCAAGGAAAAAAAAUAAGACACAAGAUUUUUAAGAAUAUAUAUCCACAGCAAUAUUGUUUAUUUUUUAUGUAAAUGUUUCCAACUUCGUUUUCUUUUUUAAGUUUAUUUUAAAGCAAAAAUAAAAAAAGGUGUUGAUCC